Helicoverpa zea (corn earworm) is the source of this 1725-nucleotide messenger RNA. It is a transcript of the gene DnaJ-13, whose product is annotated as dnaJ-like protein 60. The transcript has 6 exons. Bases 148 to 864 code for a protein of 238 amino acids. Gene Ontology annotation, cellular component: endoplasmic reticulum. The record is from RefSeq and is a predicted model, not a curated record. Lineage: Eukaryota; Metazoa; Arthropoda; Insecta; Lepidoptera; Noctuidae. Gene Ontology annotation, molecular function: misfolded protein binding; protein-folding chaperone binding.
UUUCGUUUGUUUAUGGCAAUUGUGAUCCAGUGCUGUCAACUUUGACAAUUACAUUUCCAUCGGAGUCGGGAUCAAAAAUGGAAAUUGCAAAAUAAUAACAUGAACUACUUUCAAAAUAUUAGAUAAAUUUUAAUCGUGCACAUCGUUAUGUUUUUUUUUAAACGACCUCAUGACAUCAAAGCAAUUAAGGCGUUGCUGAGGUGCUACAGUUUAAAUAGAAAAAAUCACUAUGAAGUACUCAAUCUGAGAAGAAAUUGUUCAGAUAAAGAUAUCAAGGAAGCGUUCAUACAAAUGAGCAAAGAGUAUCAUCCUGACAAAAAUAAAGAUGCACGAGCACAGGAGAAGUUUGUUCGCAUUGUGGAGGCGUACAAUGUACUGAGCAAGCCCAGUAGUCGCGCUCGAUAUGACAGCAUGACCGAGAUAGAAACUUCCGAUCACGGUGGGGCCUCGUACGUGUAUAGGUCACAUGUGCCUUAUAAUUUACGUAACAACCCACAUUACAGCUACUACUAUGAAUCCCAAACCAGAUCGUCCAAUGCGAAUGAUAGUAAAAAUGCAACGUAUGGGUCGACUGGUAUAAAGAAAUUGCCCAACUACGUUAUUAUAGCAAUGUGCACCGGGGUCGCCUUGAUCGGGAUAUUACUGCAAGUGUUUGUAAUAAGAAAUUUGUAUGUAGCACAAAGACAGCGAGCUCAAGAGAAGACCAAACGUCUUGCAGAAGAAUUGGAUAGAGUGCGGGCUGCCGCUCAUACUAAUGGAAACGAGAUGCAGACGCGCCUUUUGCUCGACAAGAUCGUGACAGCGGCGAACCCGACCGUCGCUACAGCGUCACUGGGACAAGCACUGGCGAGCGAAAAGAAGUGAUUUACUUCCACUUUUAUCAUUUAAAAGUAGAACAUUAGACCAUAGAGUUGACGUAAACUUUUAGUAAAAUUUGACGCGACUUGAGGAGUCCAUAAAUCCUCUUUGCAAAUGUAGUGUUCUGAGUAAUUUAUUGUGAGUUUGAUAUUGGUUCCUGAUGUAGAUUAAUUUUGUUAGAUAAUCAUUUUCAUACGCAAGCUCCUCGAUAUAUUUUUUUUGUGCAAAUAGUACAGCUUUGAAGCACUGGUACUCAGCUGAAUCCGGUUUGACUGGAAGCCGACCCCAACAUAGUUGAGAAAAAGGUUCGGAGGAUGAUGGAUAAGUACAGCUUCGAAAAAAUUGGGGAUUGGAGAGAGCUAUCGUCAUCCAAAGUAUAAGUGGCAAAAACAUAAGAAUCGAUUGGCAGCCAAUUAUUAUUGAAACUGUCCAAUAAUUCUAUACCCAAAUCAAAUGUCAUCAUAAUAUUGUAAAAAUAAAACAAACGCAUUUAAUUAUAGUUUUUGACGGUUAGACAAACAAAGAUCAGUUGAAAUCCCCAUUCGGCCUCUUUGGGGUGAUAUUCAAUUUCAAUGCGAAUGAUUAAAUUAGAACAGGAACCAAUCUAAUAGGUACCUUGAAUCGAAUCAUCAAUUUAGUACAAUUAUUAUCAAUUUAGUACAAUUAUAAUUAGUUUUACUGCAGUGUACAUUAUGUAAAUAUAGAGUAAAAGUUGUUAUAUGUUUUGUAAAUCUUUUGACUUUUUACCAAUGUCGCUGUAUGUACCUAUAUUGAUAUUGUUUGAACUACCUCCGUAAUUGACGUGUACAUAAUAAUUGUUGUAGACUUCGAAUUGUGUACUAUACAAUAUAUUUUAUACAGAAAUUA